Polychytrium aggregatum is the source of this 1282-nucleotide messenger RNA. RefSeq lists its product as uncharacterized. The coding region runs from base 274 to 981 and encodes 235 amino acids. Lineage: Eukaryota; Fungi; Chytridiomycota; Chytridiomycetes; Polychytriales. The record is from RefSeq and is a predicted model, not a curated record. The transcript has 2 exons.
GCUCCAGCCGUCGCAUGGCCGUCGCAUGGCCGCCGGUCCGCCUGCUGGGACCACCCCCCCCCUUUUCCCGCCCAGCAAGAGGAUCCUGUCCGGCCAUGCCCGCGCGCACCAGUCUGGCAACUGACCCAACGGGAAUUGUGCCAUGCAGGCAGGCGGCGUUUGGUCCUCGUGGCGGAUCGUCAGCCUUGAUGCGCAUGUGGGCGGGUGUGGGCAAAUCUGAUCUCGUGGAGCGGCCUGACCCCAACGCAGCAUCCGCCAAGAGGAGGUGGAGGAAUGAGUCGCCAUCACACGAUCGGAUGGCCUGUUGGGGAACCACCCUGGCGGACAGGCUCAGCCGAACCAUGGAGAGUCAGUCCCGCUGGGCGUCGUGGUCCUGCUGCACCAAUCGAGCGGCUUGAGCAAAGGCCACACCGGAGAGGCCGUGCGAGUGUCCGUCCAACCGCCGGCUUUGGGUGGGCAAUGGCAAGCCGAACAGGGCUUGGGGUAUCCCGCAGCGGCGCAACCAAGCGCCUCGCGCAACAUCGCCCGAGAGCGAUUCCCAAGUGUUCGAAGGGGGAGCAGAGCAGCGAGGGUGUCGGCAUCUGCGCAAUCAGCCUCGGCCGGCCUCUUAUCUCCGCAAGGGGAUCGAUCGGCCUUGUGUCGGGGGGUGUCUCCCUCCUCCCUUUGGUCGGUCGUCCAGGUCGGAUUCUCGUCGUCGGCAGCUCCCCUUAUCGAUUCCAUCGCCGGACAAACAUUGCCGAUCGAUAUCCCUUGGGUUCAGCGGUCAAUCUCUCGUCGCGCGUAUCAGCCGGUCGCUGGCGUUCUUGCAUCAUCGUUACUGUGUCGGCCAUCGCCGCAAUCCCUUCGUGGUUGCUGUCCUUGACAAAGUACUUCACGGAUGAAACAAGCAUCGUCUGCAAACCCACCAGCGGCGGCAUCCGUAUCGACGCUUGUGUCCUCCAGUAUCGCAGUCAUGGCCGACAGCAACAGUUCCGGCAGUGACGCGCGCAACUCAGACGGCAUGACCGUCGAUCCCUCAGCUUAUCCUGUCCUUGGUCAUGCCUCAAGCUCCGGCGACAGCUGCCAAAACAGCGUUAUGAGUCUCUUGGAAAAUCCGGCGUUUGUGCUCUUCGCAAGCGUCGCGGCCGCCUUGCCUGAUGCCCCGCAUGCGUCAGCCAAUCGGGAGUCUUGGAUUCGAGCUUCCAGCGGCCCUUCGUGCCUCGUCCAUGUGCCAACAAGAGGCUCUGGCAGUGCGGAUGGUGAGCAUCGUGUCCUUGGAUGGAACGGAGUCCAGGCUUGAUAG